GAUAGUGCCAUCGAUAGUUUCCCAGCUCUAGCUUAAAACAUGCUGGACAAAUUGAAAUUAAAUAAUUUGGUGAUAACCAACAAAAAACUCAUUUUAAAAGCACGUGUUCAGACCAUUUCUAAGCUAAUCCAGAAACUGCGGAAGACCAAAACAAAAACGGCGGAAACGCCAAAGGAUAAGGAUCGGACACGAAAAUAUACGGAAUGUAUAACGGAGUUGAAGACCCAAAAACCUGUGGAAUUAAUGCGGCAGGUGUUAGCCAAAAGUGGCGGCAAUACUAAAGCAGUACUUACCAAUGGACGCUCGAGCCCCAAGGAAUUGGCCAUGGCCAUGUUGGAGGAGAACAAAAUUAUGAGCCAACUGUUGAAUAACUUUCGGCAGGAACUAAAAUUGAGCAACGAUAAAGAAAAGGUUAAGUGGCGUGAGGAAAUACUAGAGGUAAGCAAACGGCAGGCAAAAUUCAAGCGCACUGAGGAGAAGAAACGAAAACGAAAAGAACUUAAAGAAAUCAAGGCAAAUGACAAAAAACGUGAGGAGUGGCUCAAAGAAAAUCAACAAAGGCUUCAAGACGGAGAAGAGAUUGUAAAGAAGGAGCAGGAGGAACACGUCAAUAUCAAGAAAAUCGAGCCCGCACAGACAUCUAUCCCGCAAGACACUGCAUCGAAGGCACCAAUCAAGGAAAAAGAAAAAACACUUAAGGAAGAACUAAAGACGAAGCCAAAUCAAGUUAAUGAAUCCAACCAGAAAAAGCUAACAAAACAAAAAGAAAAGCUUAAGCCAGACCCUAAACCGGAGGCGGCAAUAAAGCCAAAAUCAACAAAGCCCGAAACUAAAGCGAAUGAAGCCACUAAACAAAAACCAACAAAACUCAAAGAAAAGCCUAUGAAGAAGCCAGUCAAAGAUCGUCCCACCCAUGUUAUUGACCCAUUCUUUAUCACACAAUCUGGGCAGCCAUAUUUAUCGACAGCUAUUGACAAUUCCGAUGGUGAAGAGGAUGAGAAAGCUCCGCGUCAAGGUCCAACUCCAGUGCCUGCUGCCAAUAGUUGGCGCAAGCAAAAAUAUGAAAACUCAUAUGAACGACCAGCCGCAACUCAAGGGGAGGGCAAGAAAAUUAAAUUUAAUGAUGAUGGAGAAGCCACGGUUACAGCUACUGCUUCUACUCUCAGUCCAGCAGCAGCAGCAGAUUCUGCACCCAGUGUCAGCACUGAGGGUAUGCAUCCCUCGUGGAUAGCAAAACAAAAAUGGAAACCCAAAAUUGCCGAGUUCCAAGGGACUAAAAUUAAAUUCGAUGAUUAACAAA
Drosophila willistoni is the source of this 1300-nucleotide messenger RNA. It is a transcript of the gene Rlb1, whose product is annotated as serum response factor-binding protein 1. The transcript has 2 exons. Gene Ontology annotation, cellular component: nucleus; 90S preribosome. The coding region runs from base 40 to 1296 and encodes 418 amino acids. Gene Ontology annotation, biological process: maturation of SSU-rRNA. The record is from RefSeq and is a predicted model, not a curated record. NCBI's taxonomy places the organism in Eukaryota, Metazoa, Arthropoda, Insecta, Diptera, Drosophilidae.